AUGGAAAAAGAUCUCGAGCUUCUCAAGGCCGAUCAGUUGCCUACGAGGCAGCCAGACCAACUUCCACAUCGUCGUUCCAAGCGGACGAAUCACGCAAUCGUUGCCGUACUCUUCUUCUUCGUUGCUACCUUUUGGUUCACGACCAUCCGUCCAGCUUUUACAAUCGGACUCCAUGGCUGCAAGCAUAAGCUCACGACGGAACAAAGAGCUGCAAGGAUAUUGAAGAAGCAUCCGCUCAUUGACGGCCACAAUGACUUGAUGAUCUUCAUUCGAGGAAGGUACCAGAACCAUAUCUACGGCAACGAAUUUCAAGAGAAGUUUGAGCACGGAGGACUUGCGCAACACGUAGAUAUUCCGCGUCUGGAGAAGGGCUUGCAAGGCGGUGCAUUCUGGAGCGCUUUCUACGUCUGCCCUACUGGAAGUAACACGACAGACUUCGCUGAUGAGCGAUACUCGGGAAUCGUGAAAGCAACCAUUGAUCAGCUUGACCUAUACAAGCGUCUUGGAGACCGCUACCCAAAGUACUUUACACCGUCGUCGAACAGUCAUGAAGCAGUCCAGGCUUUCGAAGAUGGUCGCCUCAUCUCACCUGCAGCCAUUGAGGGUCUGCACCAGAUCGGCAACUCAGUAUCCAAUCUACGCCUGUACCAUCAACUGGGCGUCCGCUAUGCAACCCUUACCUGGAACUGUCACAACAAAUAUGCAGAUGCUGCUCUUGAGACGGAACACAACUCCGAUGCCCGCGUUGCCACUCCAUACUGGAAAGGUCUUAGCCCUGCUGGCCGGGACCUUGUCAAGGAGAUGAAUCGCCUCGGCAUGCUCGUCGAUCUCGCUCAUGUCAGCACAGACACCAUGAGAGAUGUGCUCGUUGGCAGAGGCGAUGGAGACUGGGAGGGCAGUCUUGCACCACCUAUUUUCAGCCACAGCUCAGCAUACGCCAUCUGCCCUCAUCCCCGCAAUGUACCAGACGACAUCCUUCAUCUGGUAAAGAAGCGCAACUCUGUGGUCAUGGUGAAAUUCAAUCCCGAUUUCAUCUCUUGCGUGCCAGGCAACUCGACUUCUGGUCUUCCUGAGACUGUCCCUGCAGAUGUCACACUGAAUCAGGUCGUUCGUCACAUCAGGCACAUCGGUGAACUCAUUGGUUACGAUCAUGUUGGUAUUGGCACAGACUACGAUGGCAUCGCAGCGACACCUGCUGGGCUUGAGGAUGUCUCCAAAUUUCCAGACCUAAUCGCUGAGCUUCUGCGUCAAGGUGUCAGCGACAAAGACGCUGCUAAUAUCGCAGGCGGCAACGUCUUACGAGUAUGGAAAGAGGCUGACGCAAUCGCAAAGAAGCUGCAGAAGCACAUGUUGCCUCUGGAGGAUGAUAUCCAGAACCCUUGGGUCUAA
Molecule: messenger RNA, 1389 nt
Organism: Ascochyta rabiei
Lineage: Eukaryota; Fungi; Ascomycota; Dothideomycetes; Pleosporales; Didymellaceae
Product: Membrane dipeptidase
Exons: 3
Coding region: 1-1389 (462 amino acids)
Biological process (GO): proteolysis
Molecular function (GO): metallodipeptidase activity
Source: RefSeq, a predicted model, not a curated record